GGACGGAGUGAAUGCCAUUCCAUCGUUCUUGGUGGGCCGCUUUCUUGAUACUAUCUGCGUUCGUUCAUGUUCAACUCCCGCCUGGAUUUCUCGGUUAUCCCGGGUUGGAUAGGAUUCAGGAAUUGUCCCUUCUUCGUGGAAACACCGGACGCAAUCUAUCCUUUUGUAACACAAGUUGAAGAAUCCCAU
Molecule: messenger RNA, 189 nt
Organism: Guyanagaster necrorhizus
Lineage: Eukaryota; Fungi; Basidiomycota; Agaricomycetes; Agaricales; Physalacriaceae
Exons: 1
Coding region: 12-179 (55 amino acids)
Source: RefSeq, a predicted model, not a curated record